AUGCUUAAUUGGGAUUUUCUAAUUUUGUAUAAUCAAAUGGACAAGGGCAACACUAUAACGCCACCAUGCGCGGCGUGCAAGUACCUGAGGAGAAAGUGCACAAAAGACUGUGUGUUUGCGCCUUACUUCCCAACGAACAAACAAGAAAGCUACGAAAUGGUCCACAAGGUAUUCGGAGCUAGCCAUGUUGCUUCACUUAUCAACGAGAUUCCCCCUAGCCACAGAGAUUUUGCAAUGAGCACCCUCGCUUGGGAGGCACAACUUCGUCACAUUGACCCCAUCCAUGGUGUCAAUAGUAUCUUAGACCCCCUCCAAUAUCAGCUUAAAGACCUUCAAAACCAAAUCGCAAUCGCCAAGAACGAACUCUCCUCCUCUUUCGGUAUGGUCCCGAAAUUUGUGCCACCGCCUCCAAUCACGUAUCAGCAAAGAAUCCAUCCCAAUCCUAUGAUACCGGAUACGACUAAUAAUGACGGUUGUUUAACGGCUCAGCAGCUACGAGACGAGGCUAAGCGUUUUGCAUCCACACAACCUGCUCAAUUCCAGCAAACGCAAGAGACUCAGACGCAGUACAAUGAGAGUGUGAUGAUUGUCCGGGACAAAAAGAUAUGA
This is a messenger RNA of Camelina sativa (false flax), 609 nucleotides long. The record is from RefSeq and is a predicted model, not a curated record. Lineage: Eukaryota; Viridiplantae; Streptophyta; Magnoliopsida; Brassicales; Brassicaceae.